CCUGCAUCUUUCUCCCUUCCUCAUCGAUGCACUACCUCCUGUAUAGCAGCGACUCAAGCGCUCAAUGCCCUCCAACAGGAAAUGCUGUCUUCCAACACGACAUAGACGCGGUGGUCUAUCUGUCCGGGUCAUAAACACUACCUACCUCAUGGCGAGCAUCAAUGUCAUAGCCUCAUCAGGCCUUUCAAGCAGACGAAUCGACCCCCGUUCUCCUACUUAUUGAAUAGAAGGG
Schizophyllum commune H4-8 is the source of this 232-nucleotide messenger RNA. RefSeq lists its product as uncharacterized. The coding region runs from base 65 to 223 and encodes 52 amino acids. The transcript has a single exon. NCBI's taxonomy places the organism in Eukaryota, Fungi, Basidiomycota, Agaricomycetes, Agaricales, Schizophyllaceae. The record is from RefSeq and is a predicted model, not a curated record.